Plenodomus lingam JN3 is the source of this 1878-nucleotide messenger RNA. It is a transcript of the gene GEM1, whose product is annotated as ERMES complex Ca(2+)-binding regulatory GTPase gem1. The record is from RefSeq and is a predicted model, not a curated record. Lineage: Eukaryota; Fungi; Ascomycota; Dothideomycetes; Pleosporales; Leptosphaeriaceae. Gene Ontology annotation, molecular function: calcium ion binding; GTP binding; GTPase activity. Gene Ontology annotation, biological process: small GTPase-mediated signal transduction; mitochondrion organization. Gene Ontology annotation, cellular component: mitochondrial outer membrane.
AUGGCAACCGUCCGCAUCUGUGUUUGCGGUGAUGACGGAGUGGGCAAGAGCUCCAUCAUCACCUCGCUGGUCAAGGAUGUCUUCGUCACGGCAAAGAUUCAGCCCGUCUUGCCCCAGGUGACCCUGCCGCCUACCUUGGGCACGCCCGACAAUGUCACCACCACCAUUGUCGACACCUCGGCCCUGCCACACGAACGCCAUGUCCUCCGCAAAGAGCUGCGCAAGUCCAACGUCAUCCUCCUCGUAUACUCGGACCACUACAGCUAUGAGCGCGUCGCUUUGUUCUGGAUGCCCUACUUCCGCUCCCUCGGCGUCAAUGUGCCCGUCGUACUGUGUGCCAACAAGUGUGAGCUGGCCUCGAAUGGAUCCACCUCGCAGGUAGUCGCAGAGGAGAUGCUUCCGGUCAUGAAUGAAUUCAAGGAGAUUGACUCCUGCAUACGGACGAGUGCAAAAGAACACCACAACAUCAACGAGGUCUUCUUUCUCUGCCAAAAGGCCGUCACCCAUCCUAUAGCCCCCCUCUACGACUCCAAGGAGAAUGCACUAAAGCCUGCCGCCGUCUCUGCCCUGCAACGCGUCUUCCACCUGUGCGACACGGACAAGGAUGGCUACUGGAACGACCAGGAGAUUCAUGAUUUUCAAAUCAAGUGUUUUGAGAAGCCCUUGGGCGAGGACGAUCUGUCCAAUAUCAAAAAGUCCAUGGAGCGCUUUGCCCCAGGUGCCACGGGAGAGCGGGGCAUGGACGAAAAGGGCUUCCUGUUGCUGAACAAGAUGUUUGCAGAAAAGGGCCGCCACGAGACCAUCUGGAUCAUUCUCCGUAAAUUCCACUACACCGACAGUCUGAGCCUGCAAGAUACCUUUCUCCAUCCCAAGUUUGAUGUCCCCCAGUUCUCGUCGGCAGAGCUCAGUCCCGCUGGAUAUCGGUUCUUUGUGGAUUUGUUCCUCAAAUUUGACAAGGACAAUGAUGGCGGUCUGAACAACCGAGAGUUGGCCAAUCUAUUCGCCCCGACUCCGGGCAUACCGCUCUCAUGGACCGACUCUGGCUUCCCAUCCUGCACGGUACGCAACGAAGCUGGGCACAUUACGCUGCAGGGCUGGCUUGCCCAAUGGAGCAUGACGACGUUUGAAGAGCCCAAGACGACGCUUGAAUAUUUGGCCUAUCUUGGGUUCGAGAGUGGGGAUCGCAGCGGAACGACGAGUGCGCUCAAGGUGACCAAGGCACGAAAGCGGCGCAAGAGACCCGGUCGGGUGGAACGGAACGUCUUCCUGUGCUAUGUCCUGGGAUCGAGUGGCAGUGGCAAGAGCUCGUUGCUAUCCGCAUUCCUGCAGCGCCCAUUUGCCAGGACCUACCAUCCGACCAUCAAACCACAGGCCGCGGUCAACAGCGUCGAGCUCAAGGGGGGCAAGCAAUGCUACCUCAUCUUGGAGGAGCUGGGUGAGCUGGAGCCGGCGAUUCUGGAGAACCAAGCCAAGCUGGACGCCUGCGACCUGCUCUGUUACACGUACGACUCGAGUGACCCCGACAGCUUUGCGCACAUUGUCGAGCUCCGGAAGAAAUAUCCGCUGCUCGACGAGCUGCCGGCUGUCUAUGUAGCGCUGAAGGCGGACCAGGACAAGACGAUGCAACGGUGCGAGCAACAGCCGGAUGGAUACACGAGUGCGCUGAGAAUGGCCCCACCGCUUCAUGUGAGUGCUACGUGGAACAGCAUUUCGGAGCUUUUUGUACACUUGGCGGAAAGUGCAACCCACCCAUCGACGGCAUUUCCCAAGCCGGAAGAGGACGAGUACGACUAUUUGAACCUGUACCUCGCCCUUGGCGUUGUCACGUGUGCCGUUGCCUCUGCGAUUUUCAUCUGGAAGCGUAACCGUGGGUCUUAG